AUGGUGGUGGCUGCCCGGCUGCGCUGGGUGCGACGGCGCCUCGAGGCGAACGCGGAUGUCAGGAUCGUGAUCGGCUCUGCUCAGCAUGCGGCCCGCUCCAAGAUCAAGAUCCUCGUGGGCGAGGUGGCGCAGCCUUCGCAUCUUCAUAAGGUGAUGCAGAGCGCCGUCCUGUCCGCCAUCGAGGAACUCUGUUCUCUUCAUCACGCCGUCGAUCGAGGGCACCUGCACACGGACGGCACCAGCGAGAUUGCGAUCUGGGUCACUGCGGGGGGCACGGUCCGCCUGGCUAUGGCGACCAUCGUGGAAAUGGGCACGGUCCUGGUGACGAAGAUACUGGUGGUGGAGACGGUGAUGCCCGUCGCCGCCGAGGGCCUGACCCUUGGCAUGGGGGCGCAGAUCCGUGGCGAUUCCACAUUCCGUCCAUAUGACGGGCCGAUCAUUGGGAGUGAUUGUGUGCAGUAUGGCUGGCCCCUGGGUGAUUUCAUCAACAGGUUUUGCGUCAUAGUGGAGGGCGAGUUCUUAGGCCGUGUUGGACUGAUCCACGACGUGACGGAGAACGAGUUUAUGAUCAAGCUGCACUAUGAUGAGACGUUCAUGGUUUUUCUUGCGCGUGCUGUUCAUGAAUGUCGCGAUCCUUCGAGCACGAGGGUUUGGGAGGCCAUGCUGCUGGAGAAGACUGUCAACGGCGAGCUCCCAGCUGGCUCUGCGAGUGCCGUCGUCGCGGAGCGCUACCUCGUGAUCUGGCGGGACCCCGGCCCCCGCCCGGGCCACGAGCAGCUCUUCGAGCUCUUGCUGGAGCUCGCGGCCCUCGCCGCCGGCGACCCCUGGACCCACGUCGCCGUGACCAAUAAUUUUCAGGGCAGCCCCCACCGGGACGAGCAGGACGCCACCUGCUGGCAGCGGGUGAUCAGCCUGGGGGACUUCGUGGGCGGGGAGCUGUGCGUGGAGGGCCCCCUCGAGGGCCACGACGGCCCCCUGCGCAGGCUGUACGUGGUCAGCACGAGGAACCGCCUGACCCGGGUCGACGGGCGGUUCCCGCACUUCGUGCGGCAGAGAGAGGGGGAUCGGUUCUCGCUGGUGUACUACUGCCUCGACGCCGGGGAGUUUCGCGAGCCGACGCGGCCGCUGGAGCUGCCGGGCGACGCAGCUGCCGGGCCAGACUGA
This is a messenger RNA of Prorocentrum cordatum, 1164 nucleotides long. Lineage: Eukaryota; Dinophyceae; Prorocentrales; Prorocentraceae. The record is from the annotation of a GenBank genome assembly.